Linum tenue is the source of this 348-nucleotide messenger RNA. Lineage: Eukaryota; Viridiplantae; Streptophyta; Magnoliopsida; Malpighiales; Linaceae. The record is from the annotation of a GenBank genome assembly.
UGUGCGGCGAUGAUCAACAACUGAUUAUGAUUUCACCUCUCCUCCCCUCCUCUGAGCCAGAAGGAAAGGCUGCAUGUGAGGGAACAUGAAACGCCGGGAAGGAAGGGAGCCGCCUUUUCCUGGCACUACCCUCUUGAGAAGAUGCUCCUAGACCUGUUUAUACACAGAAAAAUAUCAGAAUCAAUGAAUGCAGUUUGCUCGCUUCAUCAUCCGAGUAACCAAUUCAUCGAGUCAUUGCCCAGGGUGAGUGAGUUGUUACUGACUAAAAAUCAUAGGGGUAUAUUCUUUUGCUGGAAGGGUAAACUUGCGAGCUUAAUGGGGACAAAAACCGUACUAAGGAAAUUGACG